Theobroma cacao (cacao) is the source of this 1843-nucleotide messenger RNA. NCBI's taxonomy places the organism in Eukaryota, Viridiplantae, Streptophyta, Magnoliopsida, Malvales, Malvaceae. The record is from RefSeq and is a predicted model, not a curated record.
UUUGGCACAUAGCUAGAAUGAUUCUCCAAGUCUGCCAGACUUGACAAGAGAAUAUACAAACAAAAGGUGUUGAAAACCCAUGCACGCUCCCUUCAUGGUCAGAGACCAGCAACUGCUUACCAACACUGGCAUUCAAAAGGGGUCAAAUUUCAGCAAAGUGAUGAUAUUUUUCUCUGUUUUUUAAAAGAAAAAAUUAACAAUUUUUUAAUAUAAUUUUGUUCUUUUUAGGAGAAAAAACAGAUCCUAUAUGCGCAAAUAAAGGAACCCAGGCCGUCCAAAGUUCCUCACAGAUCUCAUUUAACAUGUCUUGUAGCUGAUUCCCUGCUUCAUCUCCUGGAUCCUUGCACAUGAUGUCUCUUCUAGAUUCUAGAAUUUGCCCAUUCAUACUGACAGAAACAAAAUGAAAACGUUGUCGCCUACAAUUGACAAAACAGAGAAUUUGAGCCAUUGACUUGUGACAAAUAUCAAUGCCCGCACCAUAAAAUGGAAAACCUGGUUCAAACUAGAACAGGGUUGCCAUAGCUUUAACCGCCCAUAGAGAUAUUAAAGCCAUUUUGGGAUUUACAGAAGCUCUGCCACUCUUUCUCAGAGUACUUCAGCAACGGAGGGUGAGAGAGAGAUAGGGAAGAAGAGAAGAAAUGGAGAGCGGAGAGAUGAACAACUUCAUGAAGAUUUGGCUCUGCGUCGUCAUUUCUCUAAGCUACUGCUAUGCCAUAGGUAAGAUAAUCCCCAAAGGAACUGCUCGGCUUCUUUGUCUGCUACCUGUUGUCUGCCUGUAUGUUCUCCUCCCUCUCAAUCUCUCCUCCUUACAUCUAGGAGGUGCCACCGCUUUCUUCAUCGCUUGGCUUGGAAACUUCAAGCUCUUGCUUUUCGCCUUUGGCAAAGGCCCAUUAUCCCCACCGCUCUCUUUGCUUCGUUUUCUGGCUGUUGCUUGUUUGCCCAUCAAAAUCCUACACAACCCAACUCCAAAAUCACAUCCAAAUGGCCUUAACAAAGAAAACCCUUCUCUCAAAAAGACCUUAGACAGCCAAAACAAGGAAAUCCCAGGACCGGUCAAGCCUAAAAAAGGCCAGAAAUCACCAAUAAACUAUGCAAUAAAAUUUCUCCUGUUGGCAUUGUUGCUUCGUGCAUAUGACUACAGCGAGUAUAUCCACCCCACGUUCAUGUUGGUUCUGUAUUGUGGUCACGUUUACUUUUGUCUGGAGAUCAUCCUGGCCAUGGUGGCAGCCCUGGCUCGAGCCAUGUUGGGUCUCGAGCUGGAGCAACAAUUCAAUGAACCGUAUCUGUCAACUUCUUUGCAAGAUUUUUGGGGCAGGAGAUGGAACAUCAUGGUGACCAGCAUUCUACGACCGACCGUUUAUGAGCCUGUGCUCAACAUGGGCGCACGUCUCGUUGGUCGCAAAUGGGCUCCGCUCCCCGCCGUUUUCGGGUCUUUCGUCGUGUCUGCAGUCAUGCACGAGCUCAUUUUCUACUACCUGGGACGCGUGAGGCCCACAUGGGAAAUCACGUGGUUCUUUCUCCUCCACGGAGGGUGUUUGAUGGCGGAGAUUGCUCUGAAGAAGACAUUAAGGGACAAGUUGCGGUUGCCCACGGCGGUUUCUACUCCCUUGACCAUUGGAUUCAUCAUGGUAACCGGCUCCUGGCUCUUCUUCCCACAGCUUCUACGGAUCAAAGCCGACGAAAGGGCGCUUGAAGAGUACGCGGCUCUUGGCGCGUUUUUUAAGAAUGUAAGUGCGUUAGCCAUUACCACUUUCCAGUUUCAACUCUAAAAGCCUAAAUCAGGAUCUCUUCACCUCUUUCUUUAAAAUUAAAAAAUACAUAGUGGCAGUUUAUUGGGGAUUUA